AAUGAGUUAGCCCCCAGUUAGCCAUAAUGUUCGGGGUCUGUAAAGCACUUUAUAAAUGAGGACUGUGUGGAGGAGCCUGUAUGAGUCAGGUGGUCCACCUGACUCAUACAACCUGAUUGUCCGUGUCUGGCCGAGUGUACUCAGCAGUGCAAUCAGCUGAAAUUUGUGUCAUUUUUUUCUGUUCAUUUCAUAACAGGAUCCAGAGUCCACAUUGUUAUCAACAUUCACCCUGCAGAGGAAGAGCAUCAGGACCAAGCCGGGUAUCUUGGGUCUUGGUUUUGGAGAAAUGUCCUCCCUUUCUUUCAUCACAGCUGUCCCAUGGCAGACGUUCUGUUGACUCACUGAGAGACACAUCAGUUCAGAAACCCCAGAAAGACUGAAACUCAUUGAAGGAGUCACAGUCUUUAGUAAUAACUCCCUCAGUCCUGUAGAAACGUAUAUAAUUAUGUCCACAGUUGGUUUUAGCACAUUGGGCUUUGCUAUUUUAAUCCGGUUUCUUUUAUUGUGUGGACAGCAGCUGCGUUAGUAACAAACUGAGAUAUUAGAAACUACAGGCAGUCAGUGAGUGAAGAAUACUGUGAGAACAUCUUCAUUCCUCAAUGAUUCAUCUUCAGUUAAAAGUUUGCUAAUGAGGAGAUAUUGAGUGCAAGAAUUUUUGUAAUUUGGUGUUACUGUCCUUACGGUCGUCAGGAGAGACAGAAACAUGCUGCUGUCUGCACAUAUUCAACAAUCAGCUCUGCACAGGAGCUGAAGGAGAGCCCAGUCUGUUGUUUGACGAUCUUAACACCCACUUUGCUGUGGAGGAGCAGUACCUCUGAUCUGAGCCCCUCCCAGCCUCCUUGCUCGAUCUGUAUGGCCUUACCACGUAUAUUUGUGAUCGUUCACUCAGUGUCCACAGGUAAGACCAGAAACACAGUCUGACUGGUAAACAUUUUCACUUUUCAUAUCCAGCUCAUUUCAUCAUAGCAGACUGCAGACACUGUACCCCCUCAAAAAAAGGAACUCUGCGUGAUGUGUGCUACAAAGGACAUCAUGUGGUAGUCCUUCUCCUUCUCUCAGCUGCUCCCUUUAGGGGACACCAUAGGGCAGGGGUCUCAAACCCGCGGCCCGGGGACCAGUUGCAGCCCACGUCACUCCUACUUGCAGCCUGUAUAUUGACGUGAAGAAAUGCAAUUUGGCCAGUGAAGUGACUUUUUUUGUUAGGGAGGAUUUGUUUGUUGUUGAGUGCAAUGUUAAAAUAAGUUCUUUAAAAAAUGAUUUCAUAUGAAGGCAGCGUGAGCAGAGAGCACAAACAUGCUGAGGGAUUGGCUGUGUUAGUUCAGUGAGAGAGUCAAAAUCACACUAUUUGAUUUUGUUAAAUCCGAACACAAUGAUGGCAGAAGUGCUGCCACGUGUGUGGCCACACAGAGCACCAAUGUGUUUAUUUGGUAGUUCAAUGAAAGGCUUCGGUUAGUUACAAGUGAGAAAAAAGCGUGUUCACAUUGGCAGCUUUGUCUUGUUAAACAAUAUUUGAAAUUUUAAAAAACACACAAAAUGCUACAUUUUUGGAGAUAUUUGUGGGAGUUUUCUUGCUUGUUUUUUCAUAUGAAAACAAGUUUGAGACCCUGCCAUCUGCCUGUUUCAUCCUUUUUUGUGACUACCAGCCCUCUGCAUGUGCUCCUUAACUACAUCCAUGAACCUCCUCUGAGGUCUUUUCCCGCCUUCCUACCUGGCAUCGCUGUCAUUCUUUGUUCACUCCAUCCACUCUGCCUUCUCUGCACAUGUCUGAACCAUUUCAACCAUAACUCUCUAAUAUUGCCUCCAAAUCACUCAACCUGAGCUAAUGUUCUCAUUUGUAGCCCACUCUGGUCACUCCGAGUGAAAAUCUUCCAAUCCACCACUUCCAGCUCUGCCUCCUACUUUUUUGUUGCUUAGUUGGUUGGUUGUUAGCGCCACCAUCUACAAUCCAGCAUCUUGUAGACCUGCUAACCAGUCAUAAAUCACCCCUGACACUCAGUUCCACUCUGCCUGCACUCUCUUCUUCACCUCUCUUGGCCUCUGUCAGUUGUUUUGAAUGGUUGACCCCAGGUCUGGUUUCACUAGCUGUACUUGCAGCUUUGCUGUUGCACCUCUCUCCCUCUCAUUCACACACAUUUAUUCAGUCUUGUGCUUCUUAAGGACUUUUUCUUUGCCCCUGUCUCUGUGUGUCGCCCUCUUUCUGCGGUAUGUAUGUAUCAAAUAAAAGAAACAUCCACCUGGGUUAUUUUCCAUGCCUCACCCCCUUUACUAACACUUUGAAUAACAGAAGCUUUUGGCUCCGCCUUCGCUACAGUCGCAGAGGGCUUAUAAACCAGGCUCAGGCUGAGCACAGCUUCACCCACGCAGCGGACACUAAUUCUUUUGCGGGCUCACUGAGGCUACACACAGGACCGAGUCAUGGAAAAAGAUGGAAGACCCAUCUGGGACAGCCCCAUUCAAUUUGUGCUGGCGUGUGUAUCAUAUGCAGUCGGACUGGGAAACGUGUGGCGGUUUCCAUACCUCUGUCAAUUACACGGCGGAGGGGGGUUCUUAAUCCCGUAUCUCAUCAUGUUGCUUUUGGAGGGGUUGCCCUUAUUCUACAUGGAGCUCGCCAUUGGUCAGAAGAUGCGUUUAGGUAGCAUCGGGGCAUGGACUUCGAUAAGCCCGUAUUUGGGAGGAUUGGGGCUUGCUAGCGUUGUGACAUCCGUGUAUCUCUGUCUCUAUUACAACGUCAUCAAUGCAUGGAGUUUCUGGUACCUCUUUCAUUCAUUUCAAUCAGUCCUGCCCUGGGCAGUAUGCCCCAUAAAUUCAAACCGAACGGGACCUACAGAGGAGUGUGAGGUGGCUACACCCACCCAAUAUUUCUUCUACAGGGAAACACUGAACAUCUCUUCUUCUAUUGAAGAGAAUGGAGGCAUUCAUACAGGACAGGCACUGUGUCUCGUGCUUGCCUGGGCAAUAACCUACCUGUUCAUUGUGCGAGGAGUAAAGUCAACAGGAAAGGUGGUGUACUUCACAGCUACAUUUCCUUAUCUGGUCCUGUUUAUCUACUUGAUUCGGGGUGUGACUCUUCAUGGUGCCAUCAAUGGCCUCAAAUACAUGUUCACACCCAAGAUGGCUGAACUUGCCAAUCCUAGAGCGUGGAUCAAUGCAGCCACUCAGAUCUUUUUCUCCCUCGGUUUGGGUUUUGGCUCACUAAUAGCCUUUGCUAGCUACAACCAGCACAACAACAACUUUCAGAACCAGGCCAUCGUUGUCUCACUUAUCAACAGUGGAACCUCUAUCUUUGCCAGCAUCGUCACCUUUGCCAUCUAUGGCUUCAAGGCUACUCUCAACUACGAGAACUGCCUGGACAGAAUGCGCCUUCUGCUGCUAAAUACCUUUGAUCUAGCAGAAGACGCCAUCAGCAUGGACAGCGUUCUCGAGUGGACUGAGAAGCUGAACACAACAUAUCCAGAGCAGUUUGCCAAAAUUGCUGACAAAGUAAGAGAGGGAGAGUGCAACCUGGAAAAGGAACUAGACACAGCAGUAGAGGGGACAGGCCUGGCCUUCAUAGUGUACAGUGAGGCCAUUAAGAACAUGCCUUUGCCCCAGCUGUGGUCUGUACUGUACUUCUUCAUGCUCCUGCUGUUAGGAAUGGGCAGCAUGUUGGGAAACGUUACAGCCAUCAUCACCCCGUUACGUGAUUUCAAGAUUAUGUCCCGCAUGAGCAACGAGUUGUUCAGUGGUUUGGUGUGUGUGUUCUGUCUGCUGCUGGGCCUGGGCUUCACCACCACCUCAGGGAAUUACUGGUUUACCAUAUUCAACGACUACGCAGCCACUUUCUCUUUGCUGUUCAUCGUCCUCAUUGAGGUCAUAGCUGUUAGUUACAUCUAUGGAAUUAAGAGGUUUGAAAAAGACAUAGAAGACAUGCUUGGUCAUCGUCCCAACUGGUACUGGAAAAUCAUGUGGGCAGUAACCAGUCCCUUGCUCCUUAUUGGCCUCUUUAUAUUUUACAUCAUUAACUACAUCCAAGGAGGGACACCCACUUACCAAGCAUGGAAUAAAGAGCUGGGUGAAUCAGCAGUGACGGAGUACCCCGUCUUUGGUCAGGUCUUCAUCGUGCUGCUGCUGGUGUCGUCAGUCAGCUGUGUGCCCCUCACAGCUCUGUAUGCCUUCUGCAGGAAGAGGAAAGAUCGAGCCUAUGAAAAUCGUCCAUCUGCUGUGAGCACAGUGUCAGUGUAGGGACCAAACCUGUCCUGCUUCCUGGACCUCUCCAUAUCUGCACUUCAGCUGAGCAGCAGGAGUACAGUAUUUCUUACCUAAUCCAGAGUGUGUGGUGUUUGAUUUGAGUUUCACCUUAGCGACGGCCCUUUUGGACUGUUUGUCUGCAAAAACGACGUCGUUCCAGUGUUGCCGUAGUAACGGCUUAGGAGACAUCAGACACAGGCCUUCUUUGUUCAGAAUACGCUCCAUAUUUCCUUUGAAUCUGUUGUAUUAUUUGUCUCAGUAUUAAAGUCAGACGUCUGUCACUACAUUCAGAAGAAUAUCCUCUAAAUCUCAGCUGUGGAACAUUAUUGCUCACAGAUGUAGUUUGUCUGACUGUCAGAUGUUUAAAUAUAGUUGUAAUUUGGUCAUUUGUUUGUCGUUAUUUUUCUAAAUAGUAGUACGGUAUUAUGAAUGUAUGUACAUAAGCUACUGUGAGUUUUAAAUGUAUUGUUUUAAUCAUUUUUUCCCAUCUUACACACUGUAAACAUGUUUUAAAGCAGUAGUGCACAGAAGUGAGCACUAAAAUAUCGUAGGCAUCAAAAAAGGAAGUCCUGUCCUAUCACACUAUAACAUCGCACUAUAGUGGACUUUUUAAAUUAUUUGGACUCACCUGUUUCUGUCUAAUAAGAAUAGUGAUUGGUUAAAUUCUCACACACAUGCUAGAUUAGAGCCUGUGACAACAAUCUCAUUACAGAGGUCCUACUUUCUGUUUUGAAGUAUCUUUGAGCAAAGUGCUGUUUUUGCAUCACUACCAAAAAUGACACUUGAUUCAAGACUCGAGCUGGACCUGUUGGACUGCACAACAGAAAGCCGAGACGUAUCAAACCACAUCGGCUGAUUUCCUUUCUUUAAGGUAAAUAUGAUGGACAUAUCAGUCAUUGGGUUUUCCUGUCGUCGAAUUAGAGCUGGCACUGAAUUAUGUGUGUACGAAUUAUCUGCUUUCUACAGGAUUUUUGAUAACUAGUUUUUUAUUCAUUUUAAAAGGGCUGGCAGCUCACUGUGAACCAAAAUGCCUGUAUGAGCCAACAGUGCUGUGCCAAAUCACAAUUGUAAUAAAAAAAAAAAUUCUUUGUACAUUCCCAAAUAUGUCAAAUGUGUUUAUACUGUUGGAUAUGUGACCGAAUAAUUGGACUAAUCAAAAAUGUGAUUUUUGCUUUUUGUGCCAGUGAGUAAAUAAAUGAUGAACUGUUAGUUUUCUUGGACAUAAAGCAUCUUGUAAGUCACUAUGUUGUCUUUCAGCUUCAUCUGAAAUUUAUUUGGGGGGUUUUGAUUAAAGAAGUAAGACAUUUAUGUGCGUGUGUGUCUUUUAGAAGACAGACGUCUCUUUUUUUCUUGAUGGAUUCUGUCCCAGUACAUCUGUAAAUACCGAGUUUGAAACUGCUUCUUAUAUAAAGCCAGUUGACCUUUAACCAUUACAAACAUCAAUGGAGUGAUGUUUGUAAUCAUUUGGACUUUUUUUUUGCAUACUGCCACCUGCAGGUAUUCAUAACUGACUGUAGGAGUCAAAUGUAAAUUCCACAAGAAACUCCUGACCUUACAUGAAAAUGUCUUGUCUG
Molecule: messenger RNA, 5801 nt
Organism: Haplochromis burtoni (Burton's mouthbrooder)
Lineage: Eukaryota; Metazoa; Chordata; Actinopteri; Cichliformes; Cichlidae
Product: sodium- and chloride-dependent transporter XTRP3A
Exons: 11
Coding region: 2416-4221 (601 amino acids)
Biological process (GO): sodium ion transmembrane transport
Cellular component (GO): plasma membrane
Molecular function (GO): L-proline transmembrane transporter activity
Source: RefSeq, a predicted model, not a curated record